Molecule: messenger RNA, 1866 nt
Organism: Rosa rugosa (rugosa rose)
Lineage: Eukaryota; Viridiplantae; Streptophyta; Magnoliopsida; Rosales; Rosaceae
Product: serine/threonine-protein kinase STY13
Exons: 7
Coding region: 536-1618 (360 amino acids)
Biological process (GO): protein phosphorylation
Molecular function (GO): protein kinase activity; ATP binding
Source: RefSeq, a predicted model, not a curated record
CCUCGUCGUCGGAACAUGUACUCGGAAUAUCUAUCAUCAUCGGAAGCGCGGGGCCUCUGUUUUCUCUGGAGUGGGUAGAGAGAGAAAAAGGUGCGAGAGAUUUCUAGAGAGAGAAACUCUGAGACUCAAGAAAAGACUCUUACUGCUUUCUAGGGUUAGGCUUCCUUCCAGCAGUUAAAAAGGAAGCAAAAGAAGGACGGGAGGGAGCUUGAUGGGAAGCUAGAGAUUGCGGGAUUCUUUAGCUUUUAAUUCUUUUUUGGGUCAAUUUUUCUUCUCCGGUAAAUGUCGCGUCGAUUGUAAGGUUGUCUGUUUUCCUUUUAGGCCUUUUGUGGGUUUGUGUUUAUCUCUUUGCCUUUUUGUUUUGUGUGUAUGAAGUGCACGGAAGCCGAGGCUUCUUCAACCUCAAGCAAAGUGUGUGGUGGUUUAAUAGAGUUUUAUUUGAGCUAGUUUAGCGGUAGCGUGUGUUUAAUAAUGCCAAUUAUUGUGGAGGAUCAUAUUGAGAUGAGGAAUUCAGGGGUAAUUUGAGGGUGGCAAUAUGAGUCGUAGUGUGAACAGUGGAGGAAGACAGCAGAGGAAUUCGGCGGCUUCGGUCUCACAGAACGGUUCAGUUACGGCGCAGCAGCUGGCAAUCGACGAGAGCCUGCUGGUUGAUCCCAAGUUGUUGUUUAUUGGGGCGAAAAUUGGUGAGGGAGCUCAUGGGAAAGUUUACGAAGGAAGGUACGGUAGUCGAAUUGUGGCUAUCAAAGUUCUCAAUCGUGGGAGCACUUCUGAAGAAAGAGCUCAACUUGAGAAUCGAUUUGCCCGUGAAGUUAAUAUGAUGACUCGAGUGAAGCAUGAAAAUCUUGUGAAGUUUAUUGGAGCUUGUAAGGAUCCUCUAAUGGUGAUAGUUACUGAGCUAUUACCUGGAAUGUCACUCCGGAAGUACCUGAUUAGUAUUCGUCCCAAUCCAUUAGAACUUCAUGUGGCCAUUAAAUAUGCUCUUGACAUCGCUCAUGCAAUGGAAUGUUUACAUGCCAAUGGCAUUAUACAUAGAGAUCUAAAACCUGACAAUCUGUUGCUUACGGCAAAUCAGAAAUCUGUAAAGCUUGCAGAUUUUGGUCUUGCAAGAGAAGAAACUGUGACUGAGAUGAUGACUGCAGAAACUGGGACUUACCGUUGGAUGGCUCCUGAGCUAUAUAGCACUGUCACAUUACGGCAAGGAGAGAAGAAGCAUUACAAUAACAAAGUUGAUGUGUAUAGCUUUGGGAUCGUCUUAUGGGAAUUGUUGACCAACCGCAUGCCCUUUGAAGGCAUGUCUAAUUUGCAGGCUGCCUAUGCUGCUGCUUUCAAGCAAGAGAGGCCUCGACUUCCAGAGGAUGUCUCCCCUGAUCUUGCCUUCAUCAUCCAGUCAUGUUGGGUUGAGGACCCCAAUCUAAGGCCUACGUUCAGCCAGAUCAUCCGCAUGCUCAACUCUUUCCUCUUCAAACUCUCACCCCCACCCCUACCGGACAAUGACAGCAACGAAGCAGAAGCAAGUAACGGUACCAUGAGUGAACUAUCUGUCCGGGCAAGAGGCAAGUUUUCUUUCAUUAGGCAACUCUUCAAUGCUAAGAAGAACAAGAACACACAAUCAAGCUGACCAAAAUUUUGGAAACCAUCCCGUUGUUUCAACUGAAGGAACACCUCGAGAUCGAUGGUAGAAACAAUGUUUAGUAACUUUAUGAUUUUAACUACCCAAACAACGAUGAAAUUCAAAUGAUGAGAAAACACUGAAAGUGAAAAGGAUGGAUUCAGCACGGUUCACGUUGUGUACGUGACUUGAUUGUAAAGAAAACCACAUGGUUUUGGAAAUUUCUCUUCAUAUCAAUGGAACCUCCCUUUCAAUAA